AUGUUUUUGUGGUUGGUAACAGUUGUUCUGGUAUUGUGGAUAGCGUUGUUCAGGUUCAGAAGACGACGGAUGUAUCAAUUAGCGGCCAAGAUUCCGGGCCCCAGCGAGGAGUUGCCUAUUAUAGGGAUAGCACAUUUAUUGGCUGGGGGCUCUGAUGAUGUUAUGAAAGCUUUACAACACUUUAGUUAUGUAGCAAUGGAAAAUGAUGGAUACGUACGCUCCUGGAUUGGACCUUGUUUAUACUUUCUUGUUAUAGACCCUGUGGAUUUGGAAUAUUUGCUAAAGAAUUGCUUGGAAAAGGAUGAUCUUCAUCGUUUUAUAAAAGAAGCUAUUGGAAACGGUGGAAUAUUUGCACCAGUGCCCAUAUGGAGAAGACGCCGUAAGAUUUUAGUGCCGGCCUUUCGUCCGAAGAUCGUAGAGAAUUUUGUUAAGACAUUUUCUGAGCAAAGCGAGAAGAUGGUAUUGAAGCUCACAAAUUGUGCCAAUAAAGGCCCCGUUAAAUUGUGGAAUUACAUAUCCACAUUUACGUUGGACUCUGUGUGUGAGACUGCGAUGGGCGUGAAAAUCAAUGCACAAGAUAAUAUAGAUACACCAUUCCUGAAAUCUAUGCAAAUCUUGUUACAUUUAAUAGGCGAAAGAGUUUUUCAUUUGUGGUUACAACCAGACUGGCUGUAUAGAUUAUUCCCACGAUACGUGACCCAUGAAGAGAAUAUAAAGGUGAUGCACGAUUUCACCAACAAGGUGAUAUCUAACAAGCGAGAGGAAUUAAAGCUAGAAAAGGAUCGCAAGUCAGAAGUAGAUCAUGAUUUCGACCUCGGUAGUUAUCAAAAUCAGACUUUCCUCGACCUGUUAGUCCGUCUGUCGGGCGGUGAGCACGGCUACAGUGACGUCGAGCUGCGAGAGGAGAUUCUUACAUUGAUGGUGGCCGGCACGGACACCUCUGCCAUCGGCCUCGGCUAUACGCUCAAAUUGUUGGCCAUGUAUCCCAAAGUCCAAGAGAAAAUAUACGAAGAACUGCGCGAUGUAUUCGGCGACUCCGAUCGUCCAUUGGUUAAAGAAGAUCUGCUAAAAUUGAAAUACUUGGAAAGAGUUGUCAAAGAAACACUCCGAUUAUUCCCGCCGGUGCCGUUCAUUAUUAGAAAAAUUUUAGAGGAUGUUACAUUACCUUCAGGUAGAGUUCUUCCUGCCGGGUCGGGUGCAGCGGUCAGUAUCUGGGGCUUGCACCGCGACCCCAAGUACUGGGGUCCGGACGCCGAGGUCUUUGACCCUGAUAGAUUCUCACCGGAGAGGUACAACCUCAAGCACACUUGCUCUUACAUACCGUUUAGCAGUGGACCUCGAAAUUGUCUCGGUUACCAAUACGCAUUAAUGUCAAUGAAGAUAGCCCUGUCGGCGAUAGUGAGGCGUUACAAAGUCGUUGGGGAAGAGGAGUCCGGCCCUGUCCCACACAUAGAGUCCAAAAUUGACAUCAUGAUGAAAGCUGUCGAUGGUUAUAAAAUGGGUUUAGAAAAGAGAGACAGUUUGAACAACACUGACCAAGGUUAUUUGAGAUCAUAUAUUCUAGUGUUAGUACGCGGUUACGUUGUGCUAAUAUUUAAAAUGUUUCUAUGGCUGUUGUGUCUCGGUAUAGUGCUGUGUAUGGCACUAUUCAGGUUGAAGAGAAACCGAUUGUAUAGAUUAGCCUCAAAGAUCCCAGGGCCGGACGAUGAAUUGCCGUUCAUUGGGAUCGCACAUAGCUUUACUGGGACUACUGAAGAAAUUUUAAACAGUUUACAGAAGUAUAGUUACGAGGCAAUGAAAAAUAACGGAAUCCUUCGAAGUUGGCUAGGCCAUAUCCUUUAUUUCAUUGUUGUUGAUCCAGUGGAUUUAGAGGUAAUACUAAAGACUUGCUUAGAGAAAGAUGAUUUACAUCGAUUUAUCAAAAAUGUAAUCGGAAAUGGUGGAAUAUUUGCACCAGUGCCUAUCUGGAGAAAACGACGAAAAGUUAUGGUUCCGGCUUUCAGUCCCAAAAUAGUAGAGACUUUCAUUGAAAUAUUAUCUGAACAAAGUGGAAAGUUGGUUUCAAUACUUGCGAAAUGUGCAGGCAAAGGUGAGGUCAAAAUGGGGCCUUUCCUUAAUAGGUGUACUCUUGACUCCGUUUGUGAAACUACAAUGGGAAUUAAAACAAACGCUCAAAAUCAUCCUGAUGCUCAAUUUCUGAAAGCAUUGAAAAAUAUGCUUAAUUUGGUUUGUGAAAGAAUUUUCCAUCUAUGGCUACAACCUGAAUGGUUGUACAAGUUUUUUCCGCAGUACACGACACAUCAGAAACAUUUGAAGGAAAUGCAAGAUUUUGUAGAUGAAGUUAUACGUAAGAAAAGAGAAGAAAUCAAGAACGAGAAGUAUUUGAAGUCAGAAGUAGAUCGUAACUUUGGUUUAAUUAACUACAAGACUCAGUCUUUACUCGAUCUUUUGAUAGAAUUUUCUGGUGGCGAAAAUGGCUACACUGAUCUGGAGUUGAGGGAGGAAAUAAUGACGCUAACAGUAGCCGGUACUGACACGUCGGCUGUGUCGAUUGGAUACACACUGAAGUUGUUAGCGUUGUAUCCAAACGUACAAGAAAAGUUGUAUCAAGAAUUACUGGAUGUUCUAGGAAGUUCGGAUCGACCAAUAGUUAAAGAGGACUUGUUAAAGUUAAAAUACUUGGAUCGUGUUAUGAAAGAGUCGCUAAGAUUAUUUCCACCAGUUCCAUUUAUUAUCAGAAAAGUUUUAGAAGACAUUUCCUUGCCAUCAGGUAGAGUACUACCAGCCGGGUCGGGUGCAGCGGUCAGUAUCUGGGGCUUACACCGUGACCCCAAGUACUGGGGUCCCGACGCUGAAGUGUUUGAUCCUGACAGGUUCCUACCAGAGAGAUUCGACCUCAAGCACCCCUGCUCCUUCAUGCCAUUCAGCAGUGGACCUCGUAAUUGUGUUGGUUACCAAUACGCAUUAAUGUCGAUGAAGAUAACACUGUCGGCGAUUGUAAGGCGUUACAAGAUUGUCGGGGAAGAGGAGGCCGGUCCUGUUCCUCAUAUAAAAUCAAAAAUCGACAUCAUGAUGAAAGCUGUCGACGAUUGCAAGAUUAGUUUAGAGAAAAGAAUUAGAAGCUGA
Messenger RNA from Papilio polytes (common Mormon), 3126 nucleotides. RefSeq lists its product as uncharacterized. Gene Ontology annotation, molecular function: monooxygenase activity; oxidoreductase activity, acting on paired donors, with incorporation or reduction of molecular oxygen; iron ion binding. Lineage: Eukaryota; Metazoa; Arthropoda; Insecta; Lepidoptera; Papilionidae. The transcript has 21 exons. The coding region runs from base 1 to 3126 and encodes 1041 amino acids. The record is from RefSeq and is a predicted model, not a curated record.